This is a messenger RNA of Monoraphidium neglectum, 498 nucleotides long. RefSeq names its product putative Bardet-Biedl syndrome 5 protein like protein. The transcript has 4 exons. Gene Ontology annotation, cellular component: BBSome; ciliary basal body. NCBI's taxonomy places the organism in Eukaryota, Viridiplantae, Chlorophyta, Chlorophyceae, Sphaeropleales, Selenastraceae. Bases 1 to 498 code for a protein of 165 amino acids. The record is from RefSeq and is a predicted model, not a curated record. Gene Ontology annotation, biological process: cilium assembly; intracellular transport. Gene Ontology annotation, molecular function: phosphatidylinositol-3-phosphate binding.
AUGCCCAGAACAAAACGUCUCCUUAGUGUGGAUGUCAAUUUUCCCCUUUGGGCGCAGAUCAAGUCGGUGCGCGUCUGCGAGAGCAAGUUUGGCCCCUGCCUGGUGCUGGAGACGACCGUCAGGGCAGGCAGCUACGUGCUGGGGUUCAAGGUGGAGCCCCAGGAGACCCUGGAUUACGUGCACAAGGAGAUCAGCAGCCUCUGGCAGGUGUACUCGCAGUCGCCCGUGUUUGGUGUGCAGUAUGACGCCUCCAACGUGCGCGGCGACGCGGCUGCGGCGCUGCAGGAGGCUGCGGCGGCGCGGGCCCGCGCGGAGGAGGACGAGUGCGUCGUGGCGGACGAGGCCUGCGCGCGCGCCGACACCUGGGCGGCUGCCUGCUACUGCGCAGACGGCGGCGGGGAGGCGCGGGGGCCGGUGUUCAGCCCAGAGCUGGGGCUGGCCGUCGAGGCGCCGCGGGACCCGUCGGUCACGGUCCGGCAGCUGUGGUGUGUCAUGUAA